CCCCGCCCCUCCGUCCGCGCCGCGCGGCCUCUCGGGGCGCUGGCGCAGCGAUGGCGGAGGCCGUGGAGCGUACCGACGAGCUGGUCCGCGAAUACCUGCUCUUCCGCGGCUUCACGCACACGUUGCGGCAGCUGGACGCCGAGAUCAAGGCGGACAAGGAGAAGGGGUUCCGGGUGGACAAAAUUGUGGACCAGCUGCAGCAGUUAAUGCAGGUGUAUGACUUGGCUGCCCUUCGGGAUUAUUGGAGCUACCUGGAGCGUCGACUCUUUAGCCGCUUGGAGGAUAUAUAUAGACCCACCAUCAACAAGUUGAAAACCAGCCUGUUGCGCUUUUAUCUAGUCUACACAAUCCAGACAAACAGAAAUGACAAGGCUCAGGAGUUCUUUGCAAAACAGGCCACGGAACUCCAGAACCAGGCCGAGUGGAAAGAUUGGUUUGUCUUGCCCUUCCUGCCAUCACCAGACACCAACCCCACCUUUGCUACCUACUUUUCUCGACAGUGGGCUGACACCUUUAUUGUGUCCCUGCACAACUUCCUGAGCGUCCUGUUUCAGUGCAUGCCAGUGCCUGUGAUCCUGAACUUUGAUGCAGAGUGUCAGAGGACCAACCAGGUUCAAGAAGAAAAUGAAAUUCUGCGUCAGAAGCUUUUUGCAUUGCAAGCUGAAAUUCACCGACUGAAGAAAGAGGAGCAACAGCCAGAAGAGGAAGAGGCCUUGGUCCAACACAAAUUGCCUCCCUAUGUUUCCAGUAUGGACCGCCUGGGGGACUCAGAACUUCCUGUGACUCUGUGGUAUGUCUUCUUGACCAGAGCCAUGGUGUGCAGCCAGAGGAACACCUCCCUCUCCCAUUCACCUCGCGUGGGCUUCCUGUCCUUGCUACUGCCUCAGAGUAAGAAGAGCCCCUCAAGAUUGUCACCUGCCCAGGGUCCCUCUCAGGCUCAGAGCUCGGCCAAGAAAGAGUCCUUCAGCAGUCAGGCCACCAAGGGAAAGGACCUAAUGUCUGGGACCAAGGAUGGGAAGAGCCUCCUCAGCGGGCUGGCCACUGGGGAGUCUGGCUGGUCACAGCACCGGCAGCGACGCCUGCAGGACCAUGGCAAGGAGAGGAAGGAACUUUUCUCUACCACCACUUCCCAGUAUGCUGAGAAGAAGCUGGAAGCCAGUGGCCCAGAGGCAGAGCCCUGCCCAGAGCUCCACACAGAACAAGUGGAGCCUCUGACCCGAGCUUCCACCGCAGGACUUGAGGGUGGAGGAGCUCGCCCCGAGCAGCCCUUUAUUGUGCUGGGCCAGGAAGAGUAUGGGGAACACCAUUCGUCCAUCAUGCACUGCAGGGUGGAUUGCUCUGGGAGGAGGGUUGCCAGCUUAGAUGUAGAUGGUGUCAUCAAAGUGUGGUCCUUCAACCCCAUCAUGCAGACCAAAGCAUCCUCCAUUUCCAAGUCACCUCUGCUGUCUUUGGAAUGGGCCACCAAGCGGGACAGACUGCUCUUGCUGGGCAGUGGUGUGGGGACAGUACGUCUUUAUGACACAGAAGCCAAGAAGAAUCUCUGUGAAAUUAACAUCAAUGAUGACAUGCCCAGGAUCCUGUCUCUUGCGUGUAGCCCCAAUGGGGCCUCUUUCGUCUGUUCUGCGGCAGCUCCAAGCCUCACUGCCCAGGUGGACUCCUCAGUACUAGACAUCAGCAGCAAGGGCGCAAGCCAAGUUCCCGGCAAGCUGCUGCUGUGGGACACAAAAUCUAUGAAACAGCAGCUCCAGUUCUCCCUGGAUCCAGAACCCAUUGCUGUCAACUGUACAGCCUUCAAUCACAAUGGGAACCUGUUGGUCACAGGGGCAGCCGAUGGCGUCAUCCGGCUGUUUGACAUGCAGCAGCACGAAUGCGCGAUGAGCUGGAGGGCCCACUGUGGAGAGGUCUACUCCGUGGAGUUCAGCUACGAUGAGAACACUGUGUACAGCAUUGGCGAGGAUGGGAAGUUCAUCCAGUGGAACAUCCACAAGAGCGGCUUGAAGGUGUCCGAAUACAGCCUCCCUUCGGAUGCCACAGGCCCCUUUGUACUGUCCGGAUACAGCGGCUACAAGCAGGUUCAAGUUCCCAGGGGCCGACUCUUCGCUUUUGACUCAGAGGGCAAUUACAUGCUGACCUGUUCUGCCACAGGGGGCAUCAUCUACAAGAUGGGUGGUGAUGAGAAGGUUCUGGAGAGCUGCUUGAGUCUGGGUGGCCACCGGGCCCCUGUGGUUACUGUGGACUGGAGCACUGCCAUGGACUGCGGGACGUGCCUCACUGCCUCUAUGGAUGGCAAGAUCAAGCUGACCACUCUUCUGGCCCAUAAAGUCUGAUGGCCCUGCCUGGAAGGAUACCCGCAGAAGCAGUAUUAUCCUGGAGGUGGGGAAGAUACAGGGUGGGAAAAGUGUACUCCGCCUCCAGCUCCCUGCCAGCACAGUGAAUCUGAACAGAUACAAUCCCAAGGCCAUGUGGACUAGGUGGCAUAGAGACCAGUCAGUGUCAAGGGCUGUGCUAAAAACAUGCUUCAGACUGUGGGAGCAAAGUUCCAGAGGAAAGAAGCAUUGUGGUGGUUGCUGUUUUGGCCCAGGAGAAAUUGACAGUAUUUCAUAUAUAAUUGCUCAUUUUCUUCUUUAAAAAAGAGAAUGCUCUUGUGGU
Molecule: messenger RNA, 2649 nt
Organism: Carlito syrichta (Philippine tarsier)
Lineage: Eukaryota; Metazoa; Chordata; Mammalia; Primates; Tarsiidae
Gene: WDR91
Product: WD repeat domain 91
Exons: 15
Coding region: 51-2327 (758 amino acids)
Biological process (GO): early endosome to late endosome transport
Cellular component (GO): late endosome membrane; extrinsic component of endosome membrane; early endosome membrane
Molecular function (GO): protein binding; phosphatidylinositol 3-kinase regulator activity
Source: RefSeq, a predicted model, not a curated record